UGAAAUCCGAGUGCGUAAAUUGAACAUGGCGACGUCUUCUUUGUUGUUGUUGGUGUGAAGGUGGAUUUUUCGCUUGAAAAUCACCAAAAAACCGUGCAAAAAUUACUCAAAGUGCCACCUAAAGUGCCCCCAUGUGCACCCCAAAGUGCUACAAGUGAUUUAGCAUUGGGCAUCUAUGCCAAAAUUGUCCUCCAAAGUGAUCUAUUUCUUUUUGUCGCACGGAGAAGGGGACCCCACGGAGGUUUCUUAACUAUUUUUCACCACAUAGAGAAUUCCUUAGCCAGAGAGAGGGCUUUUUUUUCCGAGGAGCUUUGCCACUGAGAAAGUGCAUGGUAUCCAACCUGGAAUUUGUGGCCAGGGAUCAUGGUUGGCCAUUGUGAACAAAUUCCACGGAUUUUGCUGUGAGGCCUGAAAAAAAAUGAGGAGAAAAAGUGAUUUGUGACGGAAAGAGUGUCAAUUUUUUUCACUCAAAGAGAUUUUUGAUGUUUUCUCAAAGAAAAUUGUACAAUAUUGAGGAAUUUCCAUGAUAAACACGUGGAUUGUGUGAUUAGGUGUGAAUUGAUAGUGAAUUCAGUGGAUAAUUGUUUGUGGAUUUGGCUGAAAAUCCACCAUUUGGAAUUCUUAACCUUCUUUCGUGACGUUUCUUCCGGACCCAUAUCGGAGAAGUCUCACGGAUUGGUGAAUUCGUCAGCAAAAUCUUCUUGGGGCAAAAUCCCCUCAAUCUAGAAAGAGGCUCCUAAGGAAUAACAUUGGGGCUCAAAGUGAAAAAGUGCAAGAAAAAGAAAAUUUUUCAGUGAAUCUUUUUUUUUUAAAUCAACAAGGCGAAAUUUUUGCACAGUCGAGGUGCCUAAUUUUAGAAUAUUCUCUUGUGGAGUAGUGUGUGGUGUUGUGAGGAGGAGCCGAGGGACAGGCAACAAGUGAGGAAGCUCAUCCAGGGACAAUUGAAGCAUCCAUACGGUUCAGCUGAAAUGGAUGGAUAUUCCAAUAAGAUUCCUGUGACACAAGGUGACAAGUUCCCAUUGAGACAACGAAGAAGACGAUCAACUUGGCCUCCGGGUGAUUACUGAAGGAUUCUCCUCUGUCUCUCUCAAAAGACGAAGGAAAAAAAAAGUGGCUCAUUUGGAAUUUGAGCAAUUUGCAUCGCGAGGGAAGAUUUUAAUGUGGAAUUUUUUGAUAAGGAAACGGUGCAGAAAAUAUUUGAGAUAUUUGUGUGUGUUUAAUACUUUCUCAAUUAAUUUAAUUAAACCAGUGAUUAGUGGACAUUUUUGUUGUUAGUAUAAGAAGGUUCGAAAAGGAAGUUAUUUUAAACAAUUAUAUUUCUCAAAGUGCCUUUGGAAUUAAUACAACAUUUUUUUUUUGUACAAUAAUAUUAAUUGGUAAAAGUGUUGGGUGAAAAGGGGAAAAAAUUGAAAGAAAAGUCCCAAGUAGGAUAUCUUUUUUGUGAUAUGAUAUGACAAACUACAACAAUAGGAAUGAAUUCAUCCGGCGGAAAGACACCGUCAUCGGCGCGAUUGUCGGAAUAUGCGACAAAUGCACUGGAGCAAAUAAGGAAAGAUCUAUGCAAAUUUGUGCAUAUCACCAAUGGAUCGCAGAUGACAACAGAUGGAUCAGCUACACCGCAAUUGGGCCAACAGGUGGCAAAUCAUCAAAAUUUGGCCGAACGAGAAAGAGACAUUCUCAUGUGUCAACAAUUGACUAAUUUAAUUAAUGCCGGCUACAGUGAGGAACAAGCUCUGAAUGCUCUGAAGCAGGCUUCUGGACGUCCAGAUGGACUAUUGUUUGCUGCCACGAAGCCAACAUCGUCCCCGGAGUCCCCUAUUAAUGGCCACAGUGCACCAGCACCGUCCAAAGUACCAGCUCCAUUGGCCACGAAGCUCAUGCGAAAGCACAGCAUCGAACGCGAACUUUCGCAGUCGCUUCAGUACAAUCGCAAUAGUCCUGCUUUGGAUUCAGGAGCUGGAAGCUCCAGGUCAGACAGUCCUCACUCCCAUCAGCAGAUCAUAACGGUGAGCAGCCGAGCGAGCACAGGACAAUACUCCCCAUCCCCAUGUCCCUCGAGCUUCAGCGAUGCUCCUCCUCUGCCACCACCCAGAUGCUCCUCGACACCUCCAACUCCUCCUCCUGUUCCCGUCACCAACUUCCAGCAACUGUUCAAACGAAUGUCCCCAGCGGCCAAUCCAACACAGAGGACAGUUCCUCUGCCGAGUCAGAGUCCAGCCAGGGGGACAUCGCCAGUUAGUGCAGUGGGGACGCAUCCGAGGCAACCGAUGAUUGUACAGAAUGGGCCACAGGCACAGCAGCAACUGUCGCAGCAGAUGCAAGCGUUGAGUUUGUAUCAGAGUGGAGGAAAUUCAGGGGAACCACCACCGCCGUAUCCGAUUAUCUCGGGUGGGGCUCCACCUCCUCCACCCAGCUAUACAGCUUCGAUUCAGAGUCGCCAGAGUCCUACACAGUCCAGCACAACGACGGACUACCGCAAGAGCCCAAGUUCUGGCAUCUACUCAGCCACAUCGGCGGGUUCUCCUAGUCCCAUAACGGUUUCCCAGGCGGCAACACCUCCUCACCGGCCAGUUCCACUGCCGGCUUGGGGGGCGCGUCAGACAAAAACCCAACCGCCUAUCAUUAUGCAAUCGGUCAAGUCGACUCAGGUGCAGAAGCCUGUUCUGCAGACAGCCAUUGCUCCUGCUGUUCCGGCCAGUCCCUGCAUUGCAACGACCGUAGCACCUCCUUCGUAUGCAUCCAGUAUUCAUCAGAAAUCUCAGGCUCCAUCUCCUGUCACUGCUGCCUCUCCCAAACCACCAGUCUCGUCCCCAUCCACACCUCCGGCUGUCAAUGGCAACGUUACACCGCAGCCAACGGUACCAACGACGGAGCCACCUAGCUAUGCUAGUACGAUUCAGGCUUUCCUUACGGCCCAGCAGACACGGAAUCUGCCUCCGCCACCACCCUACUCCACUGCCAACACCAACUCAAGAGCACAGAAUGGAAAUUCUCCAGCAGAGUCGCCCAGCGGUCUCAAGAAUGGGAAUCUCGCAACGACACCGCCUCUGCCACCCAUGGCAUCCUCCAGUGUGGCCAAAGUCAAUGGAAUCGACAAGAAAAGUGGAUCAACGGCCUCCUCGACGCAGGGAAGGUCCAAAUGCGGCACUGGUGAAAGUGGUCCUAUCAAGAAACUCUCCCCAAUUCCCGUACGAAAAAAUGUGUCAAAGGAGAAAGAGGCUGAGCGGAAGGAGUUCCGGAUACGACACUAUUCCCCUCAGGCCUUUAAAUUUUUCAUGGAGCAGCACAUUGAGAAUGUGCUGAAGUCCUAUAAGGCUAGGAUAUACAGGCGAAAUCAGCUGGAACGUGAGAUGCUGAAGAUGGGACUAACAACGCAGAGUCAGACUCAGAUGCGAAAGAUGUUGUGCCAGAAGGAGUCAAACUACAUACGGUUGAAACGUGCCAAAAUGGACAAGACAAUGUUCCUCAAACUCAAAGAGAUUGGGGUUGGGGCCUUUGGGGAAGUGAGUCUGGUGCGGAAAAUUGACACCACGAAUCACUUGUACGCCAUGAAGACACUUCGGAAGGCAGAUGUGCUCAAGAGGAAUCAAGUGGCUCACGUGAAAGCUGAACGGGAUAUCCUGGCGGAGGCGGACAAUGAUUGGGUCGUUAAGCUGUAUUAUAGCUUUCAGGAUGAGGACAAUCUCUACUUUGUCAUGGACUAUAUACCAGGUGGUGACUUGAUGUCUCUGCUCAUCAAGAAGGAGAUCUUCGAGGAACCCCUGGCGAGAUUCUAUAUUGCAGAACUAACCUGUGCCGUGGAGAGUGUCCAUAAAAUGGGAUUCAUCCACAGGGACAUCAAACCGGACAAUAUUCUCAUUGAUAGGGAUGGUCACAUUAAACUGACAGAUUUUGGACUUUGCACGGGUUUCCGGUGGACGCAUGAUUCCAAGUAUUAUCAGAAAAAUGGGGAACAUGCGAGGCAGGAUUCAAUGGAGCCUUGGGAGGAGAAUGGUGAAGUAACGAGACCUUCAGUGCUUGAACGACGACAACGAGCCCAUCAACGGGGCUUAGCACAUUCCCUAGUCGGUACGCCAAAUUACAUCGCCCCGGAAGUGCUCGAGAGGAGCGGCUACACUCAGCUUUGCGACUGGUGGAGCGUAGGUGUUAUCCUCUAUGAGAUGCUCGUGGGUCAACCACCCUUUUUGGCCAACACUCCCGGAGAGACGCAGCACAAGGUGAUAAAUUGGGAGACAACCCUGCAUAUUCCGCCUCAGGCAAAGUUGUCUCGUGAGGCGACAGACAUGAUACUGAAAUUGUGUUCAUCGCCCGAUCGGAGAUUGGGCAAAAAUGCUGAUGAAGUUAAAGCUCAUCCCUUCUUCAAGUCCAUUGAUUUUAGUAAGAAUUUGAGGGAACAACCUGCUCCCUAUAUUCCCAAAAUUGAACAUCCCACGGACACAUCCAACUUUGAUCCAGUUGAUCCGGGAAAAUUGAGGAAUUCCUCAUUGGAUUCGGGGAGAAGUGAUGAAUUUUCUGAUACAGGGAAACCCUUUCAUGGUUUCUUUGAAUUCACUUUCCGGAGAUUCUUCGAUGACAAUAACACCAAAAUUGCUGUGGAUGGGAAUGAUGAUCUGGGACCGGUUUACGUAUGACUAUAUCUCUUUCCUUUUCACAUAAACUUUCUGUAUUAAAAAAAAGAAUUUUUUUUUUGCUUAAUUUGGGGGCGCUUCCGGAAAUUUUGGGAGAGCGCUGAUUGAAAAAAGGGUUGGGCUACGUAAAAAAAUCGGAAUUGGUGCUACUUUUUUUUUUAAUUUUUCUUCUAUCUAUUUUUUAUUCUUUACUUUAGGGAGAGAGAUCAACAGAAAAAAACUUGUAUGCGUAGUAAUUUUUUUUAAUUAAUUAUUCUAUUUAAGAUUAGGUGAGAGGAAAGAUUAUGAAAUGUGCGGGGGAAAAAACGUGAUAGGAAAAUAAAUUGCCUAACUUUUCUAAAAAGGGAUUGAAUUGAGUGCCUUUUUUUAGCCAGCUGGCUGGCCCAAUGUUGAAUUGAGGGUGAAAUAAGGGAGAACUGCCGCGGAAGGGCAAUAAAGUGAAUGAACAAAAUAAUUAUUUAAAUGAAAAAAAAGAGAGAAAAUCUAACUAUAAAAAUAGUUGUUUUUUAAAGUUAAAAAAAAUCCAUCUGACGAGAUAGUCCAAGUCAGUUUGGAGAUAAAAAAAUCUUAUAUUUGUAAAAGUUUCUAUACAAUAAUUAUUAUACUAUAUAUUUUUUCUUUAAUUGUAAUGUAAUUUAUUAUCUAGUAAAGCUGAGAAAUGAAUCGAUGAAAUUAAUUGAGCAAAAAAAGUGUAUUAAAAAAAAGUUAGGAGAGUUUUUAAUCUUAUUCUAUUUCUAUGUUGUAGAGAAAAAAAAGAGAAAAUUUUUCUUUUUCGAUACAAAACAUUACAUUAACAUUGUAUAUUCUAUUGAAUGUGUAUAUAAAUUUUUAAAAUUAGAAUUUAAUAUAUUAAAAGUAAUUUUUAAAGGAAA
Messenger RNA from Phlebotomus papatasi, 5500 nucleotides. It is a transcript of the gene wts, whose product is annotated as serine/threonine-protein kinase Warts. Gene Ontology annotation, biological process: positive regulation of apoptotic process; regulation of organ growth; G1/S transition of mitotic cell cycle. The coding region runs from base 1473 to 4631 and encodes 1052 amino acids. Gene Ontology annotation, molecular function: protein serine/threonine kinase activity; ATP binding. NCBI's taxonomy places the organism in Eukaryota, Metazoa, Arthropoda, Insecta, Diptera, Psychodidae. The transcript is spliced from 10 exons. The record is from RefSeq and is a predicted model, not a curated record.